Penicillium pulvis is the source of this 741-nucleotide messenger RNA. Its product is annotated as copper chaperone CCS1. The record is from RefSeq and is a predicted model, not a curated record. The coding region runs from base 1 to 741 and encodes 246 amino acids. The transcript has 4 exons. Gene Ontology annotation, molecular function: copper ion binding; superoxide dismutase copper chaperone activity. Gene Ontology annotation, biological process: removal of superoxide radicals. Gene Ontology annotation, cellular component: cytoplasm. Lineage: Eukaryota; Fungi; Ascomycota; Eurotiomycetes; Eurotiales; Aspergillaceae.
AUGAUUGAACCCUUCCAGACGACCUUCUCGGUCCCAAUGACCUGCGAAAGCUGCGUCAAGGACAUCUCCACCUCGCUGUACAAACUCGAUGGCAUCCAGAAAGUCGAUGCGAACCUCAAGGACCAACUUGUCUUCAUUGAAGGAACCGCGCCCCCAAGUUCCAUCGUUUCCGUGAUCGAGAAUACAGGCCGCGAUGCGAUCCUGCGGGGCAGUGGCACAACAGACAGUUCGGCCGUCUGCAUCCUCGAAACACACUCCAACGCCGUCUCCAAUAAGAUCCGUGGCCUGGCUCGCAUGGUUCAGGUUUCUUCAAACGUAACGUUGGUCGACCUGACUAUUAACGGUAUUGCGCCCGGCAAGUACUGGGCUACCAUCCGGGAAGCCGGUGAUAUCUCUCAGGGAGCUGCAUCCACGGGCGGCAUCUGGGACUCUUUGAAGGCGAAGGUGCUCGGCUCAGAGCCGAAGGAGCCUAGGGGUAUCUUUGGUUCCGUGGAAGUUGAUGCGAAGGGCCGUGGAAGUGUUUUCUUGGAUCGACCGGUGGCUAUUUGGGAAUUGAUUGGGCGUAGUAUGGUUGUUUCCCCGAGCAAGGAAGGGCCAUUCCAAAGGGAGGAUGCGAACACAUUGGUUGGUGUUAUUGCGCGCAGUGCAGGUGUUUGGGAUAAUGAUAAGAUGGUUUGUUCGUGCUCUGGAAAGAAUGUUUGGCAAGAAAGACAGGAGCAGGUUAGCCAGGGUAUGGCCUGA